ACUGAAAUUCUUCUGAUAGAGUCUGGUAUUUCCUCUGAGCUCACUCAGAAAGUAGCACGAAUCCGGGCCCUGCAUUUUCCGUACAGAUGAGGACAUUUCAAACUCUCAAAAUAAAAAAAGCAAAGGUGGAGGAUAAAACUUUGGCAAGCAUUAUAGAACUGUAUCUUGAGGAAGAAGAAAAGAAGCUUUACAGAAACUUUUUUUUUUAUGAAGCAGGAUCCUAAGGGAGUAUUCGGCAAAGGGAUUUUGUUGGGAAAGAUCUGUGAGUCUCUCUCUUCCUUAGUCUUUUGUGAUGCUGUCUGAGAAUGGGCUAGUCUUGCAUUGCCUGUUGGUCUAGCCUGAAAUAGUGGAUCAGCAGCAGACGACAUCAUCCAGGAUGACAGUGUACAUCCUAAACCUCCGGGUCUUCUGGCCUCUUGUCACCUGCCUCUGCACUGCCAUGCUUUUCUUCCACCAGACUAUACUCAAGGGCCAGGAAUCGGACCCAGACGGGUGCUCUGAAAAGGGCACUGGAACCCUCUCCCUUCUCAAAUUCGUCCUGCCUAUUCUCCUCUGCUACUUCCUUAUCAAGUACUGCUCGUCCCCUCAGGGGAGGGGGAGAGGAAGGGAGAGGGAGCUCCCAGAGAUUCCCCACAGACAGGGCCCAACCAGGAGAGAGCUGCUGGAGAGCUACUACGAGAGGCAGGUUCGACUGUCUCCCCAUGUUUUGGGCCACAGCAAAGCCCACGUGGCCAAGCUGGUGAGUGAGCUAGUGAGGGCCGGGAGGGCUGAGAUACCUCCGGAAUCCACACUGGCUUUCCGGGGAGACUUCGUUCAGAUCGGAAGUGCCUAUGAGGAACACAAAGUGAGCAGCCCUGACUGUUUCGAUAUUCUAGUGCCACUGCGUUUACCUCGGGGCCUCAAACUGGAUUCACGGUGCAGCCCAAUGGGAGAGGGGGAACUAGGUGGGGGGCCCCCACUCUGCAGUCUGGAGACCCCCAGAAAAUCAGAGUGGGCACGGCAACACCAGACCUUCGUGGAAAGCUUCCUAAGCGAGGAGGGGAGAGGAGAUGCUUACUGGCUGUCCCCAGCACCCGUCCUGCGCUGGUUUUACCCCACAGUGCAACGCUGCCUGGGUGCCAUCCGCUACCCCUUCGAGCAGCGCUGCUACAUCACUCUGUCUCUCACCGAGGAUCGCGUGCUCCUGCGCCUUAACCCACGCUCUGACUACGUCUGCUGCCACAUCUCCAUGGGCAUCCGCCUCAUCCCAGCCUUCCACCUCGGAGACAGAGCCUACCUGGUCGCCCACCCCAAAACAGAAGCAGCAGGGGGGAAGCAGGGGGCCUUGUGGGCAGUCUACUUCCCCAAGCAGGAACAAAAGCUCCUGGGCUGGCUCAAGGGCAGAUUGCCAGUCAACUCGUGCCACCUCAAAUGCCUGCAGAUCCUGAAGGCGAUGAGGGAGCUGAGUGGCCAGGUGUUGGACAGUAAAGGUGCAGCCGAGUGGAGGGCAGUGCUCUCCUCCUACGCCAUCAAGACAGCUUGGCUCCGGCUCCUGCUUACCUCUGCGCCAGAAUCCUGGGAAGAACGCCACCUUGUGGAGAGAAUGGAGGACCUGCUACGCUGCCUACGUGACGCCCUGCACAGCCGACAGCUCGGCCACCUCUUCCUGGGAGGGCAUCCCGGCCUGUUACCUGAUUUCCUAUCCCUGCCUAAGCCCCUUAAGGACGCCCCUCCUUCUAACCUGAUGGCAGGUUUCGACCCAUCUUCUUUGGACCUUGUCUCUGCCCGGCUCGCCUACUCCUGGACCCACCUGCAUAGGCUUAUCAGGCUGGGAAGGUCACAACGGGAUAGUGUAGGGAGGGGGGUGAGGUGUAAACAUCUGGAGUCCAAAUAACUGUUCAACCUUCCAUCUCUUGCAAAAGAAGUGGUACCCUCUUUUGAUCAGGUCAGAUUGGACAGUUUGUUUUUGGAAAGCAUUUUUUUUCCCCCGUCCUGCACAAAAGUCUGGUAAAGUGUUACGUGUUUCUUAAUUGAGUUGUUUGUAGGCUAAGCUCCUGGUACGAUAUUUGAUGGCCCGAUCACCUGCAAAAAAUUAGGACUCCAUGCCCAGAAUGGCAGUAUAACUGAAAUUGUAUUCACUUUUUAUGAAAGAUAUUAUAAUUUGUGGGGAGGGAGGGGAUGAAAACAGGAUAUUUUAUAGGUGACUGAUUUGCAUUUUUUGGAGGAACAUCCUGAGUGUACCUCUGUGAAUCAGCUAGUGAUACAGCUCAGUGUUAGGAAAACAGAACUAAAGGGGCAAAGACACUUUAGAUAUUAUCUGGUAUCACUUUAGAAAAAUCAUGUCAAUUGCUUCAGCCAAAUAUCAGUCCCUGAGUACUAGUAGUGAGUUGGUGUGUCUCAACUUUAGCACAGCACUAAAAGGGCAUACAUCACCACUGGUAGCACCCCAUAUAAAAACACACCAUGCCAAAUUUGGAUGAUCAUUUUCAGUUUAUAUGCUUUUAUGUAAAAAGCCUACUAGAUGGUUUCAUUUCAGAAUACAAUUAGAACUCCAGUAGGUGGGAAAAUAUUUUCUAGGUGAAAGUAAAUAAAAAGGGUUAAUGCAGUAUACCUAGGUAAGCAUAGGAAAGUAUAGCAACGCAUAGUGACAGCAUUCUACGAGUUUAAGAGUUUAGACUAUGGCCAAAGCUCUCUGUACCAGCCUGCUUCUGCAAUAUAAGAAUAUGAGUAUAUGAGUAAAAUCCUGUCUUCAAAUUAAGCCUAUGAUAUGAGUGUGUAUGAGAAAGAGGAACAUCACUUCCUCUUUUGAUGUUUACCUGAUGAAACACAAGGGCAGUUUGUUAAACAGCAAUACAAACUCAGCAUAGUAUAGCUACAAUAAACAACACAGCAUAGAUCGGGCCUCAGCCGAAAGACAAGUGAGGUAACGUUUCCCUAAAACAUUUAGUGAACAACAAUAAGUUGUGACCUGACCGUUUACAAGCUCUCCAGCACAGGUCACGAACACACUGCGAAGGCUAGAAAUAGAGCACUGUUUCCUGUCCACAGGCCAGAGCAGUUUUAAAAACAAACCUUGUUAUAAAAAAAACCCUUCUCAACUCUGCUGAAGUAUGAUAUUAUUAUGCCCCUCGCUGCAUCAUCACUUUUGGUGAUACAAGAGCAGUCUUCGCGAUUCUGCUUCAGUCAACACAGCACUCCACCAUGUCUUGUCAUAGAGCAUCACCUUCCAUGUAAACCGGCCUGCAGGGAUGGAAUCUUCAAAUUCAGUUACCAUGGAGACAGUGCCGGCCAUCUGAGUUCACAGUCUCCUUUUUAAAUUGGAUGACAAAUUGAUCACCAUGUCAGUCAACCAACACCCAAACAAAUACAAAAAAGAACAGCACUGUUAUCGGUAUGCUAGUAUUAAAAAAUAUAAAUAACAGUCAGAUUUCAAGAUGCAUGUCUCUCGAUUGGGAGUAAAACUGAAGUAUAAUUCUAACUGAAGGACAGUGGAGAUCAGCUCUACUGAUAUUAGGUCUAGUCUUUUCUCUGAGUUGAUCUCAGCAUGUUACAAAAUUACACUAUAUUUAUACAUUCAAAGCAUUUCAACCAAAAUAGAAAUCAACUCCGUCUGUAAUACUAGUCAGUUAAAAAUACUAAUAUUACAGUUCUGUUAAAAAUGCAGGUUAAAAGUUCAAUAUUCUAUUUUUUGUAGCUAUUUGACUAAAGAGGGUUAGGGAAACAAGUUGAGCUGGCCAGGAUAAUGCUGAUCCAAAAGCAUUGCACCUAAAUAAAACAUACACACACACACACACACACAAAAGAAACAUGAAGGACACAUUAACUGUGCUAACAUUAUUUUAAUGGCAGAAUUAUAUUUAAAAGUGUAUUGGAUUUGAACGUUUCCAGCUCCCAACAGAAAAGGGUUUGUAGACAAGCAUUCACUUUUUCCUUUUGGACGGAGCAGUUUCCUGCUUGCAGCUUGAAGCAGCCCAUUGUGUUGGUUAUGAAGUGUGGCUGCAUUGGAAUAUCUGAUACAAAUUGUAAGGGAGCAGCUCUGAGGGAAUUACAUUAACUGUUUCACUGCCAAAUUGGGACUUCCAGACAUGAGAUUGUUAUUGUGCAGUCUUUAAAUGACUAUUAAAAUAAUACCAGUAAUAGUUUUCUGCCUUAUACAGAAUGGUAGUUUAAUGCCCAUGACAAUAUUUCACUUAAACCUUGGAAAUGUAGACAGUUCAAAUGGUUUAGCCAUAACAACCUUGCUUCUUGUGAUUUGUUUAACCUUACCAAAGCAUAAUGGGAUAAUGUGCCUAUUGAAAUGUAAAGGGAAAAGAGGAACUGCUCUAUACAGGGAUAAGAUAGAUGGGAUAAGACCUCAUUGGAAUCUCCUUAGUACAGGAAAGUGAGAGAUUACCUAUUGAAGUACACAAGGAGCUGUGGGAGUUUAAGAGCCCUUCUUGGGGUUUUAUAAACAGCAGUGGGAUUAAUCCAUCCCUUUGCAAAAAUUGCAAUGUGUUUUUGUCCUAUAAUCCAGGGGUACAUGAAGUAUAACUGCUGCUGUUGAUAAAAACGAGUAGCUACUUAAUAUUAGUGUAUUUGAGUUUAUAAAGAAAUUUGCAAGCUAAACUCCCUAUUAAAAUAGACAUGUGGAGUUCUGACACAUUUCCUAACUCUUUUAGAGGGUACUGUACUUUAAGUGACUGUCUCUCUCUAAGUGAGAGUGAGUCAGUAGUUCUGACACACAGACACAAGGUCUUUUAUUUAUUUAAUUAUUUAUUUUCAAUAAGGAACAUAUGUGCGGGAUGGCUCCACAGUGCAAUAAGUACAGUAUAAAGAAUCAGGGGCAAUCUCAGUAGGUAACAUAUUACCAAAGACAGCUAAUUUACUGUGGAAAAUGUCUAAUGCAAAAGAAGCACAACAUUGUAUUAUAAUACUUGUUUUUCAAGCAUGUAUAUUACUGGUUAGAAAAUACAUAAUGGGUGAUUGAAGAAAACGAAAUGUAGAGAUCCUGAGAUCAUUAUCUUGUGAUCUCAACAAAAAACAAAUUUUUUCAUCUCCUCACUGUAAAAAAAAAAGAGAAGUAAAUGCAGUUAAAGUGAAGUGAAAGAGCAGUUCAAACUACAGCAUUGAAGUGCAAUUACACUGCAUUUCACCUUAUGGCAAAACAAGUUGUUCAAACAUUUACAGAAUUUGGUCAUCUGAAUAGAGAAUCACUUAGAACUUACAAAAAAAGAAUACAUGUGGAUUAAGGAAUCCACUUGGACUGCAUCAUGUUAACAAUGGUUUGGUGAUUCAUUCCCAGUAGUUAUUAUCUAAAACAACUCACCUGUAUCUAAUCCUGGCAAGUAUAGUUUGAUCAACUCCAAAUCGGGCCAAAUAAUGCCAGUUUUUUUACUAUUACAGUAGCGUUAUAUGAAUUUUAAAUUGGAAUUGCAAUAUAGUUAUAGUGCUGCUAAACAGCAAUCUAACUCCCUUUUCUGUUUAUACAAGUUUACAAGACCAGUACUUUCACUGCAGUGUGUUUGAUAUGGGACCAGUCAGCUGCAGUUCUCUGGGCUGCAGUAAUUGUCUAGACAGUACUGUUGCUCUUUUUAUUACCGUUAUGCACUUGGAUAUGCAUUCAUUCUAUAUUUAUUAGAAUUAUUGUAAACUGUUUGCACUUGUGUUGUUGUUGUUGUUGUUGUUGUUGUUGUAAAGAUCCGUUGUACAGGACCAUUGUGCACUUUUUAUUUUCAAUAAAAAAUGCUUGCAUUCCUUUA
This is a messenger RNA of Acipenser ruthenus (sterlet), 5717 nucleotides long. Its product is annotated as inositol 1,4,5-trisphosphate receptor-interacting protein-like 2. The record is from RefSeq and is a predicted model, not a curated record. NCBI's taxonomy places the organism in Eukaryota, Metazoa, Chordata, Actinopteri, Acipenseriformes, Acipenseridae. The transcript has a single exon. Bases 377 to 1873 code for a protein of 498 amino acids.